AAUCAUUUGUUAGUAUGACCAACACAACAUUGGAAGCAGUCAACAUAAAAACUACUCUUUCCUUUAGGCCAGGCCGAUGUUUUGAGAUUAAUUUAUAUAAUAAACUUCUUUAUUUAACUAUUGAAUUGUAAAAUAAAAAUAAAAUGAACGAAUCGUACUGAUUUCCAGUCAGUCACGGUAACAAAUCAGAUUUAUUUAUUUUUGAUUGCAGCCUUUGCGAUUUGCAUACCGCGUUCUAUUACAUUGUGAUUUCGUUUUGAAUUUGAUUUAUCGUUCAGCCCCAAAUUAUACCACGAUCAAUUUUUCAAGGCUAUUGCAUCUACUUUUUUGGGUUGUAGUUUAAGAACUGUUACAGUCUCCAAGGUGUUUAAUUCUCAUCUCUCAGUUUGCAUCUGUUGUACACAUCUGUACUGUGGUGAGGGCAGAGUGGUUAUAUCAUGGGGUUCAUAUUUAUGUUCUAUGACGUCCAUAAUGCUUUAGUGUGACGCAGUCGCGAUGAUCUUCUCUCUCAAUAAACAGCUAAAGUUUAGAAGGAGUUGUGUUUGUGUCCAGGUCUCCAGUCUUCUAUGGAUGAGGAUAGAGAGGAUGGGGGUCCUACCUCUAAGCCCACUCUGUCUGGGGAACAUGGCCGCCAGAGCAAAGCUACGAGCCCAUAGCAGCAGGAGAGGGCAGACUCCCCUGGACCCAGCAAUCGAAUUAAUGAAAUUAAUAUUAAGACGACUUGUAGCAGACUUUACAGAAGGAGGCAGGAGAGAGCAGACUCCCCUGGACCCAGCUGUGUCUCCAUGAAGAGUGACCACUAUAUGGGGGAGCUUCAAAGGAUCCGUUCUGAAUUUGUGAAGGGAGUUUCAGAACCAGUUAUCAAAGGUCUCCUGGAUGACAUUUGGCAGCAGAAGGUGUUCAGUUCUGAGGAAAAGGACUACGUGAUGGCCGAGAGGACCAAAGCAGACCAAGCACGUUGUCUGAUCGACAUGGUGAUCGGUAAAGGGGAGAGAGCAAGUCAGGCGAUGAUUGAUAGUAUGAAGAAGAGGGACGAACACUUAUGCUCCACCCUGGGUCUGAUCUCUUCUCCUCCUGGUGUGGGAUCUGCUGCGGUCCAGUGCCAACAUAAAAUAAAGUCUAAUUUGCAGAAGAAGUUCAGGUGUGUGUUUGAGGGAAUCGCUAAAGCAGGACAUUCAACACCUCUGAAUGAGUUCUACACAGAGAUCUUCAUCACGAAGAGAGGCAAUGGAGAGGUCAACCAGGAGCAUGAGGUCAGACUGAUUGAAACAGCUUCCAGGAAACCAGCCAUAGAGGAAACACCAAUCAGAUGUGAGGACAUCUUUAACCCGUUACCUGGACAAGAUAAACCAAUGAUAAAACCAAGGACAAUUAUGACAACUGGAGUGGCCGGCAUUGGUAAAACCGUCUUAACACAUAAGUUCACUCUGGACUGGGCUGAAGACAAGGCCAAUCAGGACAUACACUUCACAUUUUUCUUCACUUUCAGAGAGCUGAAUUUACUAGAAAUGAAAGAGUUUAGCUUGGUGGGACUUCUUCAUCACUUCUUUAAUGAGACCAAAGAAGCAGGAAUCUGUAGAUACGACCUAUUCCAGGUUGUCUUCAUCUUUGAUGGUCUGGAUGAGUGUCGACUUCCUCUGGACUUCCGGAGAAACCCGAUCUGUACUGAUGUCACAGAGGUCACCUCGGUGGAUGUGCUGCUGACAAACCUCAUCAGGGGCAACCUGCUUACCUCUGCUUGCAUCUGGAUAACCACACGCCCUGCGGCAGCCAAUAGGAUCCCUGCUGAGUGUGUUGACGUGGUGACAGAGGUGAGAGGGUUCACCGACCCACAGAAAGAGGAGUACUUCAGGAAGAGAUUCACAGAGGAGACACUGGCCAAAACAAUCAUCGCCCACAUCAAGAAAUCACGAAGCCUCCACAUCAUGUGUCACAUCCCAGUCUUCUGUUGGAUCACUGCUAUAGUUCUGAACAACUUCUUCGAAACAUCCCAGCUAGGAGAAGAGAUGCCCAAGACCAUUACUCAGAUGUACAGCCACUUCCUGAGGGUUCAGUCCAUGCAGGGGGACAGGAAGUAUCAUGGGAGAGCUGAAACAGAUCUACACUGGAGUCCAGAGAGCAGGGAGAUCAUUGUUUCUCUGGGAAAACUGGCUUUUAACCAGCUGGAGAAAGGCCACCUGAUCUUCUACGAGGCAGACCUGGCAGAGUGUGACAUCGAUAUCGGAGCAGCCUCAGUGUACUCAGGAGUGUUCACCCAGAUCUUUAAAGAGGAGGGUGGGCUGUACCAGGACAAUGUGUUCUGCUUUGUCCACCUGAGCAUCCAGGAGUUUCUGGCUGCCCUUUAUGUCUUUAUGUCAUUCAUCGACACUGGGGUCAAUCUGCUCUCAGGACAACCACAAUUCCUGUGGUCUAUUUUUUCUAGAAACAAAGGAAAUGUCAAACUCUACCAGAGUGCUGUGGACAAGGCCUUACAGAGGGAGGACGGACGCCUGGACUUGUUCCUCCGCUUCCUCCUGGGCCUCUCUCUGGAGACCAAUCAGAUUGUCCUAAAAUUUCUGCUGGGAAAGACAGUAAGUAGCUCAAAGACCAGUAAGAAAAUGGGCUCUUACAUUAAGAAGAAGAUAGGUGGAGAUCUCUCUACAGAGAAAAGCAUCAAUCUGUUCCACUGUCUGAAUGAGCUAAACGACCGUUCUCUAGUGGCGGAGAUCCAACAGUACCUGACAUCAGGAAGACUCUCCAAAGAAUCUCUCUCUCCUGCUCAGUGGUCAGCUCUGGUCUUCAUCUUACUGUCGUCAGAAGAGGAGCUGGACGUGUUUGACCUGAAGAAAUACUCUGCUUCAGAGGAGGGUCUUCUGAGGCUGCUGCCAGUGGUCAAAGCCUCCAAAACAUCUAUGCUGAAUGGCUGUGAUCUGUCAGAGAGAUGCUGUGAAGCUCUGGCCUCAGUUCUCAGCUCCACCUCCUCUAGUCUGAGAGAGCUGGACCUGAGUACCAAUGAUCUGCAGGAUUCAGGAGUGAAGCUGCUCUCUGCUGGACUGGGGAGUCCACACUGUACACUGGAAACUCUCAGCCUCAAUGGCUGUCAUCUGUCAGGGGAAUGCUGUGAAGCUCUGGCCUCAGUUCUCAGCUCCAAGUCCUCUAGUCUGAGAGAGCUGGACCUGAGUACCAAUGAUCUGCAGGAUUCAGGAGUGAAGCUGUUCUCUGCUGGACUGGGGAGUCCACACUGUACACUGGAAACUCUCAGUUUGAAAGGCUGUCAUCUGUCAGAGAGAUGCUGUGAAGCUCUGGCCUCAGUUCUCAGCUCAGACUCCUCUAGUCUGAGAGAGCUGGACCUGAGUACCAAUGAUCUGCAGGAUUCAGGAGUGAAGCUGCUCUCUGCUGGACUGGGGAGUCCACACUGUACACUGGAAACUCUCAGCUUGUCUGGUUGCCUGGUCACACAGGAAGGCUGUGCUUCUCUGGCCUCAGCUCUGAGCUCCAGCCCCUCCCAUCUGAGAGAGCUGGACCUGAGCUACAAUCACCCAGGAGACUCUGGAGCUGCGCUGCUCUCUGCUGGACUGAAGGAUCCACUCUGGAGACUGGACACUCUCAGUGUGGAGCACGGUGGAGUGUGGAGGCUGAAACCAGCUCCACAGAGAUAUGCCUGUGACCUCACACUGGACCCCAACACGGCCCACAGACUCCUCUCUCUGUCUGAGGACAACAGGAAGGUGACGUGGGUUGAAGAGGACCAGUCGUAUCCGGAUCACCCAGACAGAUUUGACUACUGGUUCCAGGUGUUGGGUAGAGAGGCUCUGACUGGCCGCUGUUACUUGGAGGUAGAGUGGGAAGGAGUGGUUGAUAUAGGAGUGACAUACAGAGGAAUCACAAGGAGAGGGGACGGUGUUGACAGCCUGCUUGGAUGGAACAACAAGUCCUGGAGUAUUUAUUGUUAUGAUGGUCAUUACUCUGCCUGGUACAACGGUAGACAGACAGUCCUCCCUCUCCCCCCCCCCGCUGGCUCCACCAGAGUAGGAGUGUAUCUGGACCGGCCUGCUGGCUCUCUGUCCUUCUACAGAGUGUCCCCAGGUGGAGGAGGGUCCUCAGACACACUGACACACCUCCACACCUUCUGGUCCUCCUUCACCCAGGAGGACCUCCUCCCUGGGGUGAGGGUAGGGUGGAGGGGGGGGUCCUCAGCCUCUCAGUGUCGGUUGUAUACAAACAAAACGGGCGCGGGGGAGCCGGGGGAAAAAAAAAGGACCUCCCCCUCAGCGUCGGGCUGAGCGGGGCCCCUGCGCGCCCGUAAAUACACACACACACACACACACACACACACACACACACACACACACACACACACAGGGCUGAUGACUCAGUGUCAAUUACAGUCUCUCUCUCUCUCUCUCUCUCUCUCUCUCUCUCUCUCUCUCUCUCUCUCUUCUGGUAUAACAUGAUAAACCAUGAAAAGACUUAAGAUCUCCCAUAGUUAGAUAAGCACAUUUAUUAUUUGAAACGUAUAUUAAAUACCUAUUGAUGGUCAAUGUUUGUAUAAUUUCAGACUUCACCAGUUUAAAGCUAUACUGUACGAUGUGAGAGAGCUAGCAUGAUUUGAAAUGAGCUUCUCUUCGGAGUUCCGUUUAACUCCUCCCCCACCCUUCAGGACUCCCUGCCCCAACCCCUCGACACAGAGCCGUGCAUGAGCGCUGCUGCUGCUUACGGCUUACUUCAACGGCAACCAUUGCGUCACUUUUCAGGCCAUUCAACUCCCUCAGCUGUCGCCAUCGCUGAAAAGCUAAUCCAAUAUUUAUUCUCGUUUUUCCUCGAGCAGUCUCCAACUUCUUUUUUGUUGCUGCCUUUUCAGUUUCUGUCUUUCUUUUUCUUGCCAUCCUAAAAGGAUGAACCGGGGCAAGUAACGGUGGCAGUGGUAACUUCAGUUGAUUCUCUUCCAUCGUGUUAACGUUGUAGGCUCACUAGGUCUAGUCCACUGUCAUGAACUACUAUGACAACAACGCUUUCUUUGCCCUCCGUGAACGCGCUCAGGCCGGCUCAGGCUCGUACACAGAGGGGAGAGAACGCGCAGGCUUGUGAUUGGUUCUUUAGAUCCGGGCACAGUGUCUCCGAUUGGUAAGCAUUUUAACAGGUUUAUAGCAGAUACAGAAUUUUUCGCUUCUUUUUCAUUGCCCAUAAGUUAUUUAUUGCUGUCAGGAUGUAAAAAACAAUUUCAACAACAUAUUGAAAAGUGCAUAUUACUGGAUCCCGUACAAUAUGCCUUUAAGUCUUAAGGGCUCUGAUAUCAUUUUUUAUCAUAAUCCUGAUUUAAGACCUGAUUUAAAGCAGAUUUAAUAUUUUAUUCAUAAUAACCAAGAGGUUUAUGGCAGAAUGUUGCAUGUUGUGAAUUACUUAAGACUGAAUUUAGAUUUUUCGGAACCAAACGGCCGCAGAACAUGUUCAGUUAUUAAAGAUACGUGCUCACCUGUUGAUGAUUUGUAAAGUCUGCUGCCUCUAUUGUUUUAGUCCUUGUGUUAAUUGUGAACAUGUAAGGGACUAUUUUUCUGUCUUAUUUGUUAAUGAAGCAUAAUUGCAAUAAACAACUCAGUGGAUCCAACUGAAUGUGCGUCGGGCUGAGCGGGGCCCCUGCGCGCCCGUAAAUACACACACAUACACACCCACACACACACACACACACACAAAAUGACACACACAGAGGGCUGAUGACUCAGUGUCUCUGUGGCAAUUACAGUCUCUCUCUCUCUCUCUCUCUCUCUCUCUCUCUCUCUCUCUCUCUCUCUCUCUCUCUCUCUCUCUCUCUCUCUCUCUCUCUCU
Gadus macrocephalus (Pacific cod) is the source of this 5802-nucleotide messenger RNA. Its product is annotated as NACHT, LRR and PYD domains-containing protein 3-like. The record is from RefSeq and is a predicted model, not a curated record. The transcript has 11 exons. Gene Ontology annotation, molecular function: protein binding. Bases 786 to 4262 code for a protein of 1158 amino acids. Gene Ontology annotation, biological process: regulation of apoptotic process. NCBI's taxonomy places the organism in Eukaryota, Metazoa, Chordata, Actinopteri, Gadiformes, Gadidae.